GGCCCUUUUCCUCUCCAUUCCUAAAGGACAAGGAGAAAUAACAUCUACAAUGGCCAAGCCCAUCCUCAAAAGAUACCGCUACAUCAAAGGACAUCUAAGACCAUUGUAUAGAAAGCAUUUACGGUGCUCUAGCAUCCAUUUUGGCCAUGGAAAUUACUCCCUUUACAUAAACAGAGUCCUGAAGGAAGUUGUCCCCAAGAGAGGUAUAUCAUCUCAUACUGUGGACAUCAUGAACCUCAUGAUCAAUGACAUCUUCGAACGCAUUGCUACGGAAGCCUGCCAGAGGAUGAACCUCAGAAAGCGCUGUACCCUCACCUCAGAAGAUAUCCAGAAGGCAGUGUAUAUGUUGAUGCCGAAGAAGCUGGCUAAACUUGCUGUGACUUUCGGAAGUAAAGCAGUCCACAGAUUCAUCCAUUCCUAAGCUCCAUGUUCAAGCCUAAUUGAAAUUUGGGGAAAAUAAAUCAACCUGCCACCCA
Messenger RNA from Rattus norvegicus (Norway rat), 476 nucleotides. It is a transcript of the gene H2bl1, whose product is annotated as H2B.L histone variant 1. NCBI's taxonomy places the organism in Eukaryota, Metazoa, Chordata, Mammalia, Rodentia, Muridae. The transcript has a single exon. The record is from RefSeq and is marked validated. Gene Ontology annotation, molecular function: structural constituent of chromatin; protein heterodimerization activity; DNA binding. Gene Ontology annotation, cellular component: nucleus; perinuclear theca; nucleosome. The coding region runs from base 50 to 421 and encodes 123 amino acids.